AAGAGGAGAGAGGGUGUUGAGAGUGUUGUGUUCACACCCGACUCACCCAACGGAAGAGAGGAGAGCAGGAGACAGAUGACCAGAGACAAGCCAAUCACACUGAGACGGUUGACUUACCACACCCACCAACGCACACACAAGCCACACACACAUACCACAUGUACACCACACACACACACACACACACACACCACACAUACACCUAAAGAGAGCAACUCAGACACAUACACAAAGACUUGUAAAUCUGUUCAGACACAUGUACAAGCAAACAUACAGACAAACACACACAGACUUUCACUUUUCUCAGAGAACACUGUUCGCCAGGUCCAGAUGAAGAGGAAUGCGUUCAGGAGGACAAGAGGUGACCAGGAAACACACACUGGACUUGGACCUCCAAUCUCCCACCAACAGGCGUGUAACAAACACACACACACACUGUCAGAGCAAGACCAGGAGGACAGAAGCUGGACUGUACUCUACAUUCUGCUGUGACAAGAGAUGGACACACGCUCUCUUCACACAGCCAAGGACCUCUGCUUGGAGCCACAAAACAACCUGUCACUUGGAGUAACACACUGUCUCUCAUCUGAUCUGAGCCAGAACGGAACCAAGCACCUGGAACCUGGAACAUUGACUGUGUCCAGCACAUGCUUUGGGCUUUGACCACCUUCAUCCAGGAAGAUUGCACACAGACAGAGACCCGGAUCUAGCCUCUGACCUCUCACCUGCAACCUGUGGCUGGCGGUGUGACGGCUUGUCUACUGUGGAGCAGCACCUACUCUCUUUCUCUGUUCUCUCUGGUCUCGCUCCUUACAUGGUCUCGUUCUUUAGUCUCACUGUCUAGUUAAUUAUCUUGGUCUCUCUCUUCUGUCUUUUAAGACUUCUUUGGUUACUCUCUCCAUCUUCUUGUUCUCUCCCGUGUCUCUCCCUAGCCACUAUCUCUCUCCUCCAGUCUUUCUCUCUAGUCUCGCUUCUGUCUCUCCCCUCCAUCUCCCUCUCUGUCUCCUCACAUCCUCCCGCUAUGAUGCUGAGGAGAGACCGUCUGCUCCUGUCUGUGACCCUCACAGCCAUCUUCACUGCUGACCUCUACUUCGUCCUGCUCCCCAAGCUCCGCCACAGACAACCAGGACCAGAUGAUGGAGGCUGCAUUUGUCCCUCCUCCAGGGGGACUAACUUCACCCUUGCCGGGUACAGCGGCCUCACCGCCCCCUGGCCCUCCAACACCACCUCCAUGGACCUCCAGGGGAUGGGGGUCAGAGCUACGGACAACCUUACAGAUUGGGGCUCGAAGCUGGAGAGGCUGUUUGCUCAACCCCUGUAUAACAUCCAGACACCGGAGCUGGUGCUAGAAGAGAGGCUGUUACAGUCUGAAGAGGUAAUGGGGUAUUACAGGAGGAAGGUCUCGCGCUGGGAGAGGCAUAUGAAGCUGUACAGCGAGGCAGCAACGUUGCUGGAACACCAAGCGACCUUUGACCCUGAGGCCAGCUGGCUGAAGUUCCACCUGGGCAUUAAUCGCUACGCUCUGUAUGCCCGCGAGGACCCCACAAUCCCCCGCCUGCUGAAGGACAUGCAGUCCACCGCCGUCAUCAGCGCAGAUUACACUCAAGACGAAAAGGCCCUCAAAGGAGCGUGUGACUGUACCCGGGUGGUAAAGCCCAGUGGAUACCACCUCAAGCUGGCCCUGAAGAUGCAGAACUUUGGCAAGGCCAUGUUCAAACCCAUGAGACAGCAGAGAGACCAGGAGACUCCUGAUGAUUUGUUCUACUUCGUCGACUUCCAGAGACACAAUGCUGAGAUUGCUGCCUUUCAUCUGGACAGAAUCCUGGACUUCCGGAGGGUACCGCCGGUGGUGGGCAGGCUGGUGAAUUUGACGGGGGAGAUUCUCCUGACCACUCACAAUGAGGACCUAAGGAGUGUGUUCUUUACCUCUCCAGCGAACAACACGUGUUUCUUUGCUAAGUGUCUGUACGUGUGUAAGACGGAGUAUGCAGUGUGUGGGAGCCCUGACUUGCUGGAGGGCUCCAUGUCAGCCUACCUCCCCGGUCUCAGCAUCGCCCCUCGUAUCUCCAUCCCCAACCCGUGGAUACGAUCAUACACCUUCACUGGCAGGGAGGAGUGGGAGGUGAACCCCUUGUACUGUGACAACAUAAAGCAGCUGUAUCCCUACAACUCAGGGAACCGACUGCUCAACAUCAUAGACAUGGCCAUCUUUGACUUCCUUAUUGGUAACAUGGACAGGCACCAUUAUGAGAUCUUCACCAAGUUUGGCGAUGAAGGUUUUCUUCUUCACUUUGACAACGCCAGAGGGUUUGGGAAGCAUUCUCAAGAUGAGAUGUCCAUACUGGCUCCACUGUCACAGUGCUGCAUUAUAAAGCGUUCCACGUUACUGCGGCUGCAGCUCCUCUCCCAGGACCGCUACAGGCUCAGUGACGUGAUGAGGGAGUCCCUGGGAGGAGACGCACUGCAGCCGGUCCUUACUGAGCCCCACCUGCAGGCCCUGGACCGCCGGCUGCAGCGUGUUCUGAAGACAGUCCACAGGUGUGUCCGCAGGCUGGGAGAGGCUCAGGUGAUCACCACAGACUUUGUUGAUACCUCCGCCAUGCCUGAGUCUGUCAAACCAGUAUCUGCGCCCAACAAGGAGAGGUAACUAAGGUUAACAAGGAAUUCAAAAGAAGUGCACUAUAAUAGGGGAAUAGGGUGGCAUUUUGGACGUAUCCCCAAGUCCUACAAGGGGAGGUAACUUAAGACCAAGGACAGCCUGAGGACCAUGAUGGCAGGUGACCUCGUCCUGUAAAAGCAGGAACCACAGGGUCUGGUCCCUCUCACAGAGUAAUGCAUUUCGAACUAGUCUUUGAAGUCAAACCUUUGGAAUGAUACGGUCUGCUUUAACAAUAGACAACAGCACUGCUUUCCUGCACUGUCAAAAUGUCACACAUGGCCUUGGGCUAUGAGGUCACCUGAGGUCACCUUCCAUGCAUUGCACCCUCUCUGGAGAUCCCCUCUGCCUUGCAGUGCAUUGAAAUGGACCUACAGUAUCAGUGCAUCAAAGGAGCCAAAUUACUGUGGAAGAUGCACUGGAUAAUUUAAGAUGAUUUCUGCCUUUUCACAAUUUCACACCCUUCUUCAGUACUCAACAGUCAUGUGACUGUCAUUUGAAUUCUAUGUAAGGAUGAUUGCACAUCGGUUCUGUGAAGUAACCUUGUACCAACAGAUAUUUAAUCAAAUAUAAAUUUGGAAAUAAAGGUUAUGAUUUGGA
Messenger RNA from Salvelinus namaycush (lake trout), 3256 nucleotides. RefSeq names its product FAM20A golgi associated secretory pathway pseudokinase (gene fam20a). Gene Ontology annotation, molecular function: protein serine/threonine kinase activator activity. Gene Ontology annotation, cellular component: Golgi apparatus. The transcript is spliced from 11 exons. NCBI's taxonomy places the organism in Eukaryota, Metazoa, Chordata, Actinopteri, Salmoniformes, Salmonidae. The coding region runs from base 1022 to 2647 and encodes 541 amino acids. The record is from RefSeq and is a predicted model, not a curated record.